Molecule: messenger RNA, 6734 nt
Organism: Fundulus heteroclitus (mummichog)
Lineage: Eukaryota; Metazoa; Chordata; Actinopteri; Cyprinodontiformes; Fundulidae
Product: protein dispatched homolog 1-like
Exons: 14
Coding region: 377-5152 (1591 amino acids)
Cellular component (GO): membrane
Source: RefSeq, a predicted model, not a curated record
GGUGGGGGAACUUCUGCAUCCAGUAGAAAGUCCAACUGGACCAGCAUACACACUUCCUCCGCCUCAGUCCCCGGUACCGUGUCUGAGCUCGGCGUUGGGAGCCCGCCUCUGUCCGCGAUUCCUCAGUAGCUGCUGGGGGAGGCCGUCCUACUGCCACCGGACAAAGAAAAAAGAAUUUCCAAUAAAGCUGUGAAAGUGAAAGCCUCGGCUGGUCUGAACACAUGAAUGCCCGCAGAGCAUGUUCCGGUGUCAACCUACAGAAAGGAGCCAUUUCAACAGAGAGGGCUAACACUGAAGAGUCAGUACGACUGGGGAGACUACAUGGAGAGAAAUAAGGGAAAACUGAGAACGAACCAGAUGUUGGACUGAAGGCAGGAUGGACUCCGGAGCGACCCUAACGAGGACUGACGGUGUUGGUGCCAGACCUGCCGGGGAAAAGAUCAUGGCUCUGACCGACACCAGCGGAGACCCGCUGUCCCUCGGCAACGGAGGGCGCCAUCCUCUAAGCGCCGGUGGAAGCGGCCCUUCGGUCAACAGUCAGGAGGAGCGCAGCACCCAGGAGGCCGUCUCCGCGGCUUCCAGCUGCGACCGCCUCCCGGCAGAGAGCGACGGCGACGCGGAGCUUAGGAACGGAGCCUCGAAGCUGCAGCAGGGAUCCCACGUCCAGAGAGCCAACGGGCCCGUCCAGAACGGCGGUACGGUCAAACUGAACAGCUCUUUGAGUAACAUCCCCCCUUCGCCACCCGCUUCUCCAUCCUCUGCCGUCACGGACUCCCAGACGCCAAACAGGCUUCACCAGGCCUCCACCCUGUCACCGGCGUCUUCUCCUCUCUGCUGCCCCCACUGCCACAUCCACUCCGCCCUGUGCUGCCCCUGCGGACAACCAGACUGUGCGCUCUUCCAGAGCCCUGCGCCCGGCCCCGGGCCCUGCUCCAGUCCGCACACGGGUACCGCUCCACCCUGCCCCUGCUGCCUCUCCACCUGCACAUACUCUCACCCGCUGCCUCAUCGCCAAGCCUCCCCCAUGUCUCUUCACCACCAACGCUGGCAGGAGCACCUCCAGAGCCAGAUCCAUGCUCCGGGGAUCAGCCCUGCAAGGCCCUUUCGAUUCCCCAAAAGCUAUUCAGAGCUGAUAGCCGAUUGGCCAGUUGUCGUGCUGGGAGUGUGUACGGUGCUCAUCGUGAUUUGCGCCCUGGUGGGGGUCCUGGUACCCGACCUGCCUGAUUUCUCUGACCCGCUGCUAGGUUUUGAGCCUCGGGGAACUGCUAUUGGCCAGCGACUGGUCACAUGGAACAACAUGGUGAAGAAUACAGGCUACAAAGCCACACUGGCCAACUACCCCUUCAAAUAUGCAGACGAGCAGGCCAAAAGUCACCAAGAACCUCGAUGGCCAGAGGACCACUUGGAAAGAGACAAACGGGAGGUUGAGUGGGACUUCAGUAAAGAGUUCUUCUGUGACGUACCAGGUGACAGCUAUUCCAGACUGGUGUUUGCAUCGGCCGAGGGGAAAAGUCUGUGGAACAUUCAGGCCAUCAAAUCGAUGUGCAAUCAGGACAACAGAAGGGUGCGCUCCCACCGCGAUUACCUGAAUCUCUGCCAGCGCACCAAUAACGUCUCCUGUUGUCCAAGCUGGACUCUGGGUAACUACAUAGCCGUCCUCACCAACAAGUCAUCCUGCCAGAAGAUCACAGAGCGGGACGUGUCGCACACACUCAAGACCCUGCGCUCGUGCGCCAAGUACUACCACAACGGCACCCUCGUACCCGACUGCUGGGACAUGGCGCUGCGGCGCAAAGAUCAGCUGAAAUGUGCCAGCGUGCCCCGCAAGUGCACAAAGUACAACGCCGUCUUCCAGAUCCUCCAUUUCCUGGUGGACAAAGACUUCCUGAGCCCAAAGAGCCCGGAGCAUCCUCCCGUGCUCAGGUACAGCAUGUUGUUCUCGCCCACAGAGAAAGGAGAGUCCAUGAUGAACAUUUAUCUGGACAACUUCGAGAACUGGAACUCGUCGGACGGCGUCACCACCGUCACGGGGAUCGAGUUUGGGAUCAAACACGACCUCUUUCAGGACUACCUGCUCACUGACACGCUGUACCCCGCCAUAGCCAUAGUGAUAGUCCUGCUGGUCAUGUGCGUGUACACGCGCUCGGUUUUCAUCACGCUGAUGACCAUAAUCGCCAUCAUCAGUUCGCUGAUCGUGUCCUACUUCCUGUACCGAAUGGUCUUUAACUUCGAGUUCUUCCCGUUCAUGAACCUCACCGCCCUCAUCAUCCUGGUGGGGAUCGGGGCAGACGACGCGUUCGUGCUGUGCGACGUGUGGAACUACACCAAGUUCGACAAGCCGCACGCCGAGCUGUCGGAGACGGUGAGCGUGACCCUGCACCACGCCGCCCUCUCCAUGUUCGUCACCAGCUUCACCACCGCCGCCGCCUUUUACGCCAACUACGUCAGCAACAUCACCGCCAUCCGCUGCUUUGGCGUCUACGCCGGCACGGCCAUCUUGGUCAACUACAUCCUGAUGGUGACGUGGCUGCCCGCCGUGGUGGUGCUACACGAGCGCUACCUGCCUAACCUGUUCGCCUGCUCCAAGCCGGCGCAGCAGCAGGCGAACUGCUGCACGCUGGCGUUCUGGGCCGCCCUGUGCCACAAGCUCCACAGGUGCCUGUUCACCGUCUCCGAGGCGUCCCGCAUGUUCUUCGAGAAGGUACUGCCGUGCAUCGUCAUCAAGCUGCGCUACCUGUGGCUCUUCUGGUUCCUCGCCAUCACGGUGGGCGGCGCUUACGUGGUGUGCGUGAAUCCCAAGAUGAAGCUGCCGUCCCUGGAGCUGGCGGAGUUCCAGGUGUUCCGGUCUUCUCACCCGUUCGAGCGCUACGACGCGGAGUACAAGAAGCUCUUCAUGUUUGAGCGCGUGAAUCACGGCGAGGACCUCCACAUGCCUAUCACUAUCAUCUGGGGGGUUACACCCGAGGACAACGGGGAUCCCCUGAACCCUAAGAACAAGGGGAAGCUGAUGCUGGACAGCAGCUUCAACAUAGCCAGCCCAGCAUCUCAGCUGUGGAUCCUUAACUUCUGCCAGAAGCUGAGGAACCAGAGCUUUGUCUUUCAGUCGGAGGAUCAGGACUUCACCAGCUGCUUCAUCGAGACCUUCAAACAGUGGAUGGAGAACCAGGACUGUGAGGAGACCUCGGUCUACCCCUGCUGUAGUCAGUCUACUUUCCCCUAUAAGAAGGACGUGUUUCAGCUGUGCAUCAAGAGAGCCAUCAUGGAGCUGGAUCGAAGCACAAGCUACCAUCUGGACAGCAAGACCCCCGGACCUCGGUUUGACAUCAACGACACCAUCAGAGCCAUCGUUCUGGAGUUCCAGAGCACCUACCUCUUCACCUUGGCGUAUGAGAAGAUGUACCAGUUCUACCGUGAGGUGGACGCCUGGAUCACGGAGGAACUGCGCUUCGCCCCAGAAGGUCUUAGCCACGGCUGGUUUGUCAGCAACCUGGAGUUCUACGACCUCCAAGACAGCCUGUCGGGCGGCACGCUGAUUGCCAUGGCGCUGUCUGUGGCCGUGGCUUUCAGUGUCAUGUUGCUGACCACCUGGAACGUCAUCAUCAGCCUGUACGCCAUCCUGUCUAUUGCUGGCACCAUCUUUGUCACCGUGGGCUCUCUGGUGCUUCUGGGCUGGGAGCUGAACGUCCUGGAGUCGGUCACCAUCUCCGUUGCCGUGGGGCUCUCUGUGGACUUCGCUGUCCACUACGGCGUGGCCUACAGGCUCGCUCCAGAACCCGGCCGGGAGGGGAAGGUGGUCUUCUCCCUCAGCCGGAUGGGCUCCGCCAUCGCCAUGGCAGCGGUGACAACCUUUGUUGCCGGGGCGAUGAUGAUGCCGUCGACGGUCCUAGCCUACACCCAGCUGGGCACGUUCAUGAUGCUCAUCAUGUGCAUAAGCUGGGCUUUUGCCACCUUCUUCUUCCAGUGCAUGUGCUGCUGCCUGGGGCCCCAGGGCACCUGUGGUCAGAUCCCUCUGCCCAAGAAGCUGCAGUGCCAAGCCUUUGGCGAAGACAUGCCCGCAUGCCCACCCCCCGAGGAGAAGUAUCAGCUGGGGGCCAGGGGCAGGGAGGCAGAGCGCUAUGAGCUGGAGCCAUUGGCCUCCUGCCAGAAGGCCGGAGUUAAACCCGGAGAGGAGGAGGAGGAGGAGACGGAGGAGGAGCUUUGCUCUCGGCUCUGUAACGGAGUCCCUCCUCAUCCAAACCACACCGCAGCUUUUCCACAUGUUCGCAGCACUGAUAUAGACAGAACACAGCCAGAAAACGGCCUCCCUACCCCACCCAGUUGCCAGUACACUUACAACUGUACAUGUGUAGAUCCCCCAUCUCAGCUUGUUCAGCAGUGGGCCCCGCGUCCCUGCACUCCCCGGGACUCCCCGUCCUGCCCUCCCACCCCACAGCUCCUCCAUCUCUCAGGCAAUGCCAGGAUCAAACAGAACCCAGCCCUGUUAGCGCCCAGCGUGGACCCGGCCUACUCACACAUGGACUGCUGUGUCCACUACGUCCACUGCCCCCUCACUCAGUUCCAUCACUGCUCACAGGGAAGGCCAGUGGGCCCCAGGCAGGGACCUGCCCAUGCCUGCCGUCUCAGAAAGUACUGUGUCCAACCGGCGUCACACCAGGACAGCAGCAAAGCUUCCGGACAAGGCUCUACUCCGCAGACCACGGACAAAGUAACAAAACCUUUAAAUCCUGAAGGGGAGCAGGAGGCGAGCUCCCAAGCCCCGACACGGCCCAACGGCCGGUGUGCCAGCCCCUCUGCACAGACCGCCCGUCAUGACAAACACAGGAUGAAGGAAAGCGAACACUGCUGUGAAGCAAAUCCUGCAUCCAUCAUUAUUACAGACGCAAUUGCAGAACUCGCCGAUUGUGCUAAAAUCCCUGGCAACCAGGAGAGGCCCGACAGUAUUCCCGUCACACGGGAGCAAAGCGCCAAAAGGUGCAAACGGAGCUCCAGAAGAGAGCGGCCGCCCCCCGCCGCCCCAAAGAGACCCUACUGUUUCAGCAGGACGUUGAAAGUGAGGUGCAGCUCGGCGUCAGACUUUAACGUGCCAAAAGGUGAAGCCAGCGAGCCUCCUGUUGCUGCGAACACUCCGCCCUGCUCUGAAAGCUUGUGCUGAUGCGUGGUUAAAAACCCAAAAAUGGCUGACACAGUUCUGUGCAAUUCUACUAGGUGCUGGGUGUGCCAGCUCUGCUAUGGAAUAUUGUCCUUGUUUUGUGCUUAACUCAUGUAUUUCAUGUCCCUAGUGUCAUGUACUGUAUGAAUAUUUACAUCUUUUUACACAGAAAGCUUUAAAGUGACCAUUUUACUUCUCCAGCAGCCAUUUUGCACCACCGCUACACCAACAGGGUCUGAACUCCAGUUUCCUGCUAAACUAUUCACACCCCGACCACAGACUUCUACGUAUUUUAUUGGGAUCUUAUGUGAUAGAUCAACACUACAUAGUGUAUAAUUGUAAAGUGGGACGGAGAUAAUAAAUGGUUUUCAGCAUCUGUCCAUCGUCUUCUGCUUCUCCGGGAUCGGGUCGGAUAACCCCUCUGCUGCCACCAGACAUCCCUCUCCUCCCCAAGGCGUUCCCAGGCCAGACUAAAUGGUCCUUCCAGUGAGUUCUGGGUCUUCCCCGGGGUCUCCUCCCAGUGGGACGUGCUUGGAAACCCCCCUAAGGGAGGCGCCAUGGGGGCAUCCUGAUCCGAUGCAACCUUAUCCACACACAGAAACAUAACAGUGUGGUGUGCAUUUUGAUUCAUCCCUCCUAAGUUAAUACUUUUCAGAACCGGCUUUGGCUGUAAUUAUUGAUGGAAGUAUGUUGGUGGCAUUGUUCUUUGCAGAAGAGCUCAGGCCCAGGUCGGAUAGAGCAUCUAUUAACUUCAAUUCAAUUCAAUUUUCAAUUCAAUUAAAUUUUAUUUAUAUAGCGCCAAUUCAUGAAACAUGUCAUCUUGGGGCACUUUACAAAGUCAGAAUCAAUCAUAUUAUAUUAACAUGCAUUUUCAAGUCUUACCUCAGAUUCUCAAAAAAACCGAAGUCUGAACUACUUCAUUUUAUCUCUGAAUGUUUAGGGCCGGGCCCUACGGUGUCCCUCUGUUUCACAGUGACAGUGGAGCCUGGGUGCAGAGAGGUGCCAUGUCAGCUGUCUUCCAGGCAGUCUGCAUACUUUGCUGUGUGUCUUGUGCCAAACAGCCUUCUCAUGGCCUUUUUCCUACUCCCACCUGAGUUACUGAUCUCUGCAGCUGCUCCAGAGACACCACGAGCCUGUCGGCUGCUUCCCUGGUAAACGGUUGUGUACUAUUUCCACGUUGGGUUAAUAGAUGGAACAGAUAGAGAUGGACUGGCCACCUGUCCAGGGUCUUCCCUGCUUUGAACCCGUCCCCCACAACCCAACACCAAAAAGCAGGUCUUGAUGAAUUGAACAGAAUCUUCAUUUCACUUCACAACUAUAGUCCAUCACAUAACAUUCCAAUAAAAAAUUGGUUUUUGGUCAGAAUUUGCUGGGAAAAAAAGGGAGCAGGUACUUCUGCAAGGCACUGCAUGCGCGCUUAGCAGGUUCUGUUGAUCACCUCGACCUUAACAUAUUUCACGAGCGGCUUCACGUUGUUUAGUGUCACCUUUUGUAUUUCUGGGAUCACCUGUUGUGUUCCCAGUUUGCUCGAGCCUCAACAUGCCUCAGAUAGAAGCUGCACCGUCAUUAAAACGCUUUCUCUUAC